Messenger RNA from Insectozyma verbasci, 2124 nucleotides. The record is from the annotation of a GenBank genome assembly. Lineage: Eukaryota; Fungi; Ascomycota; Pichiomycetes; Serinales; Debaryomycetaceae.
AUGGCACCAAAGUUGAAGAAUAAACAGCUAGCUACUCCAGUUGUCAAAGGAAAGAAAGGUAAAGAUGUUGUUGACGAAAGAUUUCAAGCAAUUGUUUUAACAGACUCAUUUGAAACACGAUUUAUGCCAAUGACUUCAACUAAACCAAGAUGUUUAUUACCGUUAUGUAACAUUCCACUUAUCGAGUAUACCCUUGAGUUUUUGGAAAAUUCAGGAAUAAAUGAAGUAUUUUUAUUAUGUACAAAUCAUGCAAAUCAAAUACAAUCAUAUAUUGAAAAUUCAAAGAAAUGGAACUCCAAAUCUUCACCUUUAAAAAUUCUAUGUGUAGUUAGUAUGGAAAGUCAUUCUAUUGGCGAUUCAAUGAGAGAUUUAGAUAAUCGUGGAUUAAUAGUAGGUGAUUUCUUAUUAAUUAGUGGAGAUGUUGUAACAAAUUUGGAUUUUUCAAAAUUAUUAAAAUUUCAUAAUGAAAAGAAAGCUCAAGAUAAAGAUCAUAUGUUAACUAUGGUGUUAAACAAAGCAAGUCCAUUACAUAAAACAAGAUCAUAUAAAGACCCCGCAGCAUUUGUUUUGGAUAAAGAUACCAAUCGUUGUUUGUAUUAUCAAUCAAUACCUUCCGUUGAUGGAAAAAAAUCAAGUAUAAAUAUAGAGCUUGAAUUGUUAGAAGACGCUGGUGAAGAUUUAAUCAUUCGUAAUGAUUUGAUAGAUUGUCAAAUUGAUAUUUGUUCAUUACCUGUUCUUAGUACAUUUCAAGAUAAUUUUGAUUAUCAAACAUUGCGUAAUGAUUUUGUUAGAGGUGUUUUAACUUCUGAUCUAUUAAAGAAAACAAUUUAUUGUUAUAUUUCAAAUGAUUCAUCUGAAUAUGCAUCCAGAGUUGAAAGUUGGCAAACGUAUGACUCAAUAAGUCAAGAUAUUUUAUCUAGAUGGUGUUAUCCAUUAGUUCCAGACAUGAAUUUAACUGAAGACAACCUGUAUUCAUACGAAUUUAAUAACAUUUAUAAAGAAGAUCAAGUUGUAUUGGCAACCACAUGUAAGAUUGAAACAUGUACUUGUAUAGGUAGAAAUUCAAAUAUUGGUGAAGGCACAAUUAUCAAAAACUCAAUAAUUGGUAAGAAUUGCCAAAUUGGAAAUAAUGUAAUUAUAAAAAAUUCAUACAUAUGGGAUAAUUCAAUAAUAGGAGAUGGAUCAAAUUUAAAUCAUACUAUAAUCGGAUCAGAUUCAAUAAUUGGUGAAAAUGUUCAAUUAUUCCCAGGUUCAAUAAUUGGUUUUAAUGUCAAAAUUGGUAAUGAUAAAACGAUACCACCAAAUGUUAAGAUUAUUAAAGAUGGUGACAAUUAUGAACCUGAUGCUGAUAUAAUUGGAGAAGAUGGUGAAGGUUUUAUUUAUGAAUCAGAUAAGGAAUUUGAUGAUUCUGAAUCAACAACAACUGCUACUGAAUCAAAUACAGGUUUCAUGUAUCAAGUAAAAACUUUAAACUUAUCAGACGACUCAAUUAAUUCAUUUACAAAUAAGAAAAUGAAAAAACGUAAUAAUCAUAAACGUAGAUUUUCUUCAAAUUCAAUGAUGUCUGAAAAUUUACAAUUUGAAAGUGAAUUAGAAUUAGAGGAUGAAGAUUUCCAUAAAGAAGGUUUAGCAACAGUAUUAAGAGCUAUUAAUAAUAAUCAUGAUAUUGACACUGCUUUAUUAGAAUUAAAUACUUUAAGAAUGUCAAUGAAUGUAACGUAUCAUGAAGUUAGAUUAGUUACUAUACAAGCUUUAUUACAUAAAAUUGUUGAAUUUAUAAGUACUGAUACUUUACUACCAAAAGAAGCAACAACUAAAAUAUUUUCAAGCUGGGGUAAAAUGUUUAAAAGACAAGUUUUCAGUAAUGAUGAACAAAUAGAUUUAUUAAGUAUAUUGAUUGAUGAAAUAUCAAAAUUGAAUCAAGAAUAUAAUCAAAUUGUUUUAUUUAUAAGUGUUAAAGUUUUAUACGAUUUAGAUAUACUUGAAGAAGAACAAAUUUUAAAAUGGUGGGAAGAAGACAAGUCAAAUGAGCAAGUAAAAAGUUUACUUGAGAAGUUUAUAACUUGGUUACAAGAAGCAGAUGAAGAAGAAAGUGAAGAAGAAAGUGAUGAUGAUGAAGAAUAG